CUUCCUGUGGUGACACACGGUGCUUCCAAGAGCAGCACAGACUCAAGCCUGAGUCAUGCUGCUGAACGUACUUUCUGGAUGCCUGAAUGCUGUGGUCUGUGGGCUCCUGCUUCUCUGUGCGCAGGGCCAGGACUCGAGCAGCCCCAUCAGGACCACGUACACAGGGCAGGUGCGGGGCAGCUUCUUCCACAUGAAGGACAUCGAUGCAGGAGUCCACACCUUUCUGGGAAUUCCAUUUGCCAAACCACCUACAGGACCUCUGCGAUUUGCGCCCCCUCAGCCUCCUGAACCAUGGAGUGGUGUGAGGGAUGUGAACUCCCUCCCGGCCAUGUGCCUGCAAAAUGAUAUGCUUAAUGUAGAGGGUCUGAAGUUAAUGAAAAUGAUGAUGCCUUCUAUCCCUAUGUCAGAGGAUUGCCUGUAUCUCAACAUCUACACACCAGCCCAUGCCCAUGAGGGCUCUAACCUGCCUGUGAUGGUGUGGAUCCACGGCGGUGCACUGGUUGUGGGCAUGGCUUCCAUGACUGAUGGAUCCAGGCUGGCAGCCACUGAGGAUGUGGUGGUGGUCAUGAUCCAGUACCGCCUGGGUGUCCUGGGCUUCUUCAGCACUGGAGACCACCAUGCCAGCGGCAACUGGGGCUUCCUGGACCAAGUGGCCGCCCUGCGCUGGGUCCAGCAGAACAUUGCCCACUUCGGAGGCAACCCUGACCGUGUCACCAUCUUUGGCGAGUCAGCAGGAGGCACAAGUGUGUCUGCCCACGUUGUGUCCCCCAUGUCCCGAGGACUCUUCCACGGAGCCAUCAUGGAGAGCGGGGUGGCUGUGCUGCCUGGCCUCAUCUCCGGCUCCCAUGAGGGGGUCUACAGAAUUGUGGCCAACAUGUCCAGAUGUGAGCAAGUGGACUCAGAAGCCAUGGUGGGCUGCUUGCGAGGCAAGAGUGAAGAGGAGAUUCUGGCUAUUAAUAAGGUCUUCAAGCAAAUCCCUGGUGUGGUGGAUGGAGACUUCCUACCCAGGCACCCCCAGGAGCUAUUGGCUUCUGCUGAUUUUCAACCUGUUUCCAGCAUCAUUGGUGUCAACAGUGAUGAGUAUGCCUGGAUCCUUCCCAUGGUCAUGGGCUCUGAUCACAUGAUAAAGACAAUAAACAGAGGAAAUUUGCAGUCUACUCUGAAGGGCACAGCAUCACAUAUGAAUUUGCCUGCUGAGUGUAGUGAUCUGUUGAUGGAGGAGUACAUGGGAGACACCAAGGAUUCCCAGAUCCUCCAACAACAGUUCCAGGAGAUGAUGGGCGACUACACAUUUGUGAUUCCUGCUCUGCAAGUAGCACAUUUUCAGAGUCCCCACGCCCCUGUCUACUUCUAUGAGUUCCAGCAUCAGUCCAGCUUCCUCAAGGACUUCAGGCCACCUCACGUGAAAGCCGAUCAUGGCGAUGAGGUGGCCUUCGUCUUGGGAUCCUUCUUCUGGGGCAUGAAAUUUGACCUCACUGAGGAGGAGAAGCUGCUGAGCAGGAGGAUGAUGAAGUACUGGGCCAACUUUGCACGGCAUGGGAACCCGAAUGGCAAAGACCUGCCCCAUUGGCCUGUGUUUGACCAAGAUGAACAGUACCUGCAGCUGAACACCCAUCCUGCCGUGGGCCGAGCCCUGAAAGCCAGCAGGUAUCAGUUCUGGACUCAGACCCUGCCUCAGAAGAUCCAGGAGCUAAAGAUGGCUCAGGGCAAGCAUGCAGAGCUGUAAUGAUAUGUGUCAUAAAGAUGUGUGGGUUUGAGUGCAGGUGGGACAGUCUGAGAUUCCCAAAUGAUCGUCAAGAAGCCUGGGUUGAUUGAAACAUCUAUGCAGCCACUCCUAACUUCUAUAGUCAUCUAUUCGGCCAACAUAUAUGAAGAACCCUAAGCAUCAUGCUCCUUAGGAAACCUUCCUGGGCCAUCUGUUAUUAGGGCCACUCAAUAAAUGCUCCCAUUGAAUGGAAUUUCAAAGGGGAAAGUGGGGGGGGGGUGGUAUU
Molecule: messenger RNA, 1991 nt
Organism: Jaculus jaculus (lesser Egyptian jerboa)
Lineage: Eukaryota; Metazoa; Chordata; Mammalia; Rodentia; Dipodidae
Product: acylcarnitine hydrolase-like
Exons: 12
Coding region: 56-1726 (556 amino acids)
Cellular component (GO): intracellular membrane-bounded organelle
Molecular function (GO): carboxylic ester hydrolase activity
Source: RefSeq, a predicted model, not a curated record